UGGUAACCCGUGGUUGCCAUACGCGUGCAAAAGGGACACACCGGGCGGCACGUCACCACGGUUACAGCAUACACAGAGUCAUGGCACUUAAUAGCCCUGAAUUAAAGUCUAUCGAAGAGGGGGGUCAAGAAUCGCUUUAAAUGGAGCUGGUUGCUGGAGACUGUCGAAGUUGAGGGAAACACUUUAUCACUCAAUUGCUUUAGCAAACUUAGAGAACCAGGUAAAGCAAUUUGCAACAUUUGCAACCACCCUAUUAACUAUGGCACAAGUGGGAAGAUUGCACUCCGGAAACAUAUGAUGCAUCCAAAACAUAUGAAACUGUGGAAGAUCCAACAGCAGAACAUGUACAUUGAGAUCGCACGAGCUGAUAACAUCAUUGUUGCAGCUCCACACAACAACUCGGCACAACCCAGAUCAAUUCCUCCUCUAUGCAACCGUGUUGCUCAGGAUCAAGCACUUGUUCUUGGAUUUAUUGCUGAGAAUUCUCUUCCCCUAUCAGUCACGUCUGGGAUUAUUAAAUUGGCUCAAGAGUUGGCCAAAGAUCCAAAAGCACUUGCUGAACUGUCAAUGGACAGGACAUCAGCAUCAUACAAGCUUACCCAUGGUGUGAAGAAGACUAUCCUGGAUGAAGUACUUGAGGAAAUCAGAAGUGUCCCCUUCUCCCUCAAUAUUGAUGAGGCCACAAGCAAGACAAACAAAAGAGUAUUAGGUGUGCUUGUUAGUUACUGGUCCGAUAAACACGAGAGGAUGGUUGUCCAACACCUUGCAGCUUUGGAGCUCAUAUCUGUAACGGCAGAAUCUCUCUUCAGUGCACUGGAUGGGCUUUUUGAAAGGAUGAAUGUCCCAUGGGAUAAUCUGGUGUCAAUUCUCAUGGACUCCUGUGCUGUUAUGAGGGGCUCUAAAAAUGGCUUGGAAAAGAAGAUCAGAGACCGCCGUACCCCUCAUCUCCUCGACAUCGAUGGUGACUCAUGUCACCACCUUCAUAAUGACAGUUGUGCUGUCCUUUUGAGCGUUGGGUUGAGUCUUUGCUGUCAGACCUGCACACAGACCACAAAUGGUCAGCUGACAUGA
This is a messenger RNA of Perca flavescens (yellow perch), 1071 nucleotides long. RefSeq lists its product as uncharacterized. The record is from RefSeq and is a predicted model, not a curated record. Bases 295 to 1071 code for a protein of 258 amino acids. NCBI's taxonomy places the organism in Eukaryota, Metazoa, Chordata, Actinopteri, Perciformes, Percidae. The transcript is spliced from 3 exons.